Medioppia subpectinata is the source of this 686-nucleotide messenger RNA. Lineage: Eukaryota; Metazoa; Arthropoda; Arachnida; Sarcoptiformes; Oppiidae. The record is from the annotation of a GenBank genome assembly.
AUUUGUAUGAAUAGUAGAAAUGGAGGCAAAGAUAGGAGAAGAGGCUGAGAGGACGCGACCUUUCUUUCCCAAAGACAACGCCAUUCCUCUCAAUUCAAUCGACUGGAAGUCGCGAUACAAUGAGCUCAAGAACCGCAAGGAUUGGGACGACAAGAAGGACUUCGUAGGGUUGAAGCGUUUGGGCAAUAGUUACCAUCCAUUGGACCCAUUCUUCAAGUUUGAAGGCGUGCCCAACGGUAACGACACUUUGGACCGCAUUUGGUGGCCCUCUGUCUGCGGUUUUAUGGGAAUCGCGAUCUCUGCCGGAUAUAACUGGCACUCGAGGCGACCCUUUGUGUCCGCACUCCUGCCCACACUUGUGUCGGGAGCGGUCGGCGUCGGCGUCGCCUGUCUUAUGAACAAAUACAACGGCCGACGCGCGCAGGAGAGGGACGCCGUUCUCAUCCAUUACCUGCUUCUUCACGAACACGAGUUCCCAAGAAUUGAGCGCAAAAGAUUUGGCGAAAUAACGAUGGCUUGGACUCCAUUCAGGUGUGGAAACGAUGGCUUAUAUAUAGAGAAAUAGUCCCAAAAAUGGUUAUUAUUAAACAGUAAACGCUUUAAUCAAUAGAUUUAGGAAUAGAUUAUUAAAUGAAUAUUUAGUGUAAAUAUUAAGUGAAUAAAUGAAAUGAAAUGAUUUCAAUGUA